CAGAGGGGAAGCAGACCGUGUCCUCCUCACUUUGCCAACCCUGAGACUCGCUUUCCUGUCAGAGACUAAGCUAGAAAAUGCCACUCAAAGGUAUAAGGAAAUUCAAACAAGCAGACAGACUGGGGGAAGAAAUCCUAGCACAUUGGGGGGUAUAGAGGGGGAGGGAAGCAGCGCUGCUGCCAAGUUAUCAGUCACCUGCUCAGGUUCUUAAGAGUCUUUCACUUCUUUUGUUUGCCUGGUUUUCCCUCCCAGAUUCCGAUAAAGCCCAUGAUCCAACCUGUUACCUAACAAGGCUGGUGGCACUUAGCCCUUCUCACCCUCUAGUGGGAACACUGGCCUGGGAUUAAAGCGCAGACCACCAACCCCGAGCCACACACAGCCUGAGCCACCCCAAGGAGUGGGAACCUGUCACACAGUCUUCAAGCGACUUCAAGUGACUUGUCGCAGCACCAACAGGUGGAAUGAAAGUUCUAAUCGCUUCCCUCCUUCUGUUGCUGCCACUAAGGCUGAUGUCCACGGUCUCCAGAAGCCCAAAUACAGGAAUCGCCAGAGGCCAUAGGGACCCACGGCAGGCUUCUGGGAAGUGGCUCCAGGAAGAUGUCCAAGAAUGUGAGUGCAAAGAUUGGUUCCUGAGAGCCCCUAGAAGAAAAUUCAUGACAGCACAUGGGCUGCCGAAGAAGCCAUGUCCCUGUGACCAUUUCAAGGGCAGAGUGAAGAAAACCAGACACCAAAGACACCACAAGAAGCAAAACAAGCCCUCCAGAGCCUGCCAGCAAUUUCUCAGACGAUGCCAGCUGGAGAGCUUUUCUCUGCCUUUAUAGGAGCUCUGAGAGCCCACCUUCCUGAUGAAACACUGUCAGUCAACAAGGCAGUGAGCACACCUAGAAGAUGCUCUUCUCCCGCCUCAAGCUCCCCACCCCUGUCCCUGCUUCCUAAAUCAUUCCACUGUUCUCAAAAAGCAUUUUCCCCAAGAUUAUUGCUCCCUGGAGUGCCUUCUUCUCUUGUCAGUCUUUUCCUGGGGCUUCUCCUUACCCAGCUUAAACUUACUUACCUGAAAGAAACCAGGAGUCCCCAGUUGCUUAGCUGACCUUAAAUAUAACCAAGCAAGUAGCAAACAAAAGGCAACAAAUAUAUUUAAAUGUAAUAAGUCAAAAUCAUUUUCAAUUAGGGUCUAGAAAUGUACAUUCGAUCCAGAUGACCCACUUUACCCUGUUCACUCCAAACUCAAUCCAGAUUAUACGCACAUCCAAUACUACCCUCAAUCUCUCUCCACUGCCCAAUUUUUUAUUCUUUAAUUCAUUCAACAAAAUUUUCGGAGGUAAGAGCUAGGUAAGGCAAAGAAAGAAGUUAAAGCAAUGAAUCAAACAUAGUCUUACUAAAGAUAACAUAGGUUAAAAAAAAAAAACCUGGCACAGUUUUCUUAGCACGUAAAACCUCUCCAUUAUUUAUCCUCCUCAUCAUCAUCAUCAAUGGUCAUCUGACACUGUAAACUUCCAAUCUAGUAAAGGAGACAUAUGCAGAGGCAUAAUAGUUCAAGGCUAGAAACUGAUGUGAACGAUCUCAAGUGCCAUUGAAAAGGGCUUCAAGCUGAAGAAAUAGGAGGAUAUCUUUUUUAACAUGAGAAUAAAAUGGUCAGAAUGAUAAUAUAAGGAAAUAAAGGUGGCAACCAUCUGAAAGAAUGAAUUAAGAGGGAAAAUUACAACAGUUUAUCCUGCUUUCCCCUCUGACCCUCUCCUCAAACAUCAGAAGUAGAGAAUAUAAAAGGAACACUGAUCAGAAUCUGGCUUCUGUCAUCCAGAUGAAACAGAGGACUAAGUUGGAAUGCUGGCCUUAGGAGAAGAAACUUUUUAACUGAGCGGUGAGUGGGAUGGAGUUCAUUUAAGACACAAUCCCUCUGGUAGGAGACUGUUGGGCCCUCAGCUUCCAUCUGUUCAUAAUCCCUCCUCCCACAGCAGGAGGCACAGAGUGAUUCACUUGGUACAGGAGUGGGGCACUAGCAGUGGUUGGCCCACUUGCCAACUGCCUUCAAAAGGAAGACCAGGGAUACCAGAGUGAAGGAGUGGAACCCCAAGGGAGGUGCCCUCAUGAGUAACCAAUGAGGGAUCUGCGACCAAGGAGGCCUGUGGGGGCCCAGAGGUAUGAAGCCUGGGAGGUCAGCAUCUCCCAUGAGGGACAUACAACAGUGGAGCCAGGUUCUAAUCAGUAUCUGGGCCACUGGGAACCUGAGCCACACCAGACACUAAUCGCCCAACCGGACCCUGGGCCAGAAAAACAGCCACAGCCAAGCCAGCAUCUAAGGAUCAGCAGGGACCCAAUAUACUCCUCACUCAGCAGGAGCCUCUUGCCCAAAAUGAAGCUGAAUCCCAGCAGGAACCUCAAGCCCAACAAAAAUCUGCUUUGUAGCAGGAAUUUCUUGCCCCACAGGAACCUGCACCUCAGCAGUCACCCCCCCCCGCCCCCCAUCCAAAAGAUGCCCUUCAUGAAAGAGGAAGCUGCUUCACAGCACAGACCUGGGCCAGCAAAAGAAUCUAGAAAUCAACAGGAGCCAGAAUUGAGAGAGGGACCUGGAGCCCAGCCACGACCUGGCCUGUAGAGACACCUCCAGCUCAACAAGAAGCUGGAUCAACACCUCUGGCCAAGCCGGGACUAGGACCCUCAAAUGGACCACCAGCCCAGACUAAACCUGUAUCCCAAGACAGCCGGCAACAGUCAGACCCUACAGCCCCAGCACACAGCUCCAGCUCAGGGAGCCAGAUCCCAGCAGGGAUUUUUGGCCCAGUGGAGAUUUCUAUCAAAACCAAACCAACCAUCCUACAGAGACCCGCCUCGGAGUGGAAGAUAUUUCUUGAAUGGGUCACAGAUUCUGGUGCAGAUUCAUUACUGGGGUCCACAUUAGACAACAAUUCGCCAGCUCAGGGGAUGGCACAGUGGCCCAGAGAAUGAAGUUGGCCUUCAAGGGAAAACCUGGUUAGGAAGUGACAUCAGGAUUUGGUGGGAUGCCAGCACUCAAGAAGAAAACCAGAGGCCAGAACCCCCGACACUACCGGAACACAGCUGCUUCUCUAGGCCUCCGGAACCAAGUCUCGAAAGACGCCCUCAGGACAGCGACUCGAUGGCAGAGGCCGCCUGGCCUGGAACGCCCAGCGGCAAUUGAGCCUGUGCGCAUGCGCAACCGUUGAGCCUCGUCUAUUUCCCUCCUUUUCCCAGCCUCGCGCCACGCCCCCUCAGGCAGCCUGAUCCCGCGAGGCGGUGUGUGGCUCCCGGCCAGUGCACAGGUGUUGAUCACUCUAUAUCCACCAUCACUGCCUGCAGUUCUUGCCGGGAGGGAAAGGGCAGAGAAAAGAACCCUGAGAAAGAGAACUAUAGUGGUGCAGGAGAAAGACAGCGGAGGAAAAACCUUCCUCUGCCACAGGCUUUCAGGCAGAACUCCGCCUCAGGCGCUGUCGCCCUGCCUCCUUACAAUCCCCUGAAGACCUUGCCCCACCUUCCCGGAACCUACGCUAAAAUGCGGCUCAGUGGCAUCCCUGUCUCCCGCUCCAGCUGGUGGGUGGGGUGCGUUCUAGAGGAUUUUAAUUUAGGAAGGUGAGCGAAAAAAUGACGCUGACACCCAACAUGAGAAAAGAUGGGCUUCCCUGCUGGGGAGACCCCCGCGGGACUCCCCAUUAGUUCAGCUUGACACACAGCCUUGCUGCCUCCAGCGAUGUACUUUUUGUUGAUCGCAGACUGCACAGUGCUGGAGGGGGCGGGGCCUCAGGCCCUAGCCGAGGGGGGCAGGGUCUGGCAGUGCAGUGACGCUCGCUCGGAUUGCUCAGGGGGCGGGACUCAGAGCAAAGAAAGUCUGGGAUUGGAUGGUGUGGAGGCUCCACCGCACCCGCCUUGCAGCGGGAAUUGGCCCCGGAUCUGGGACCUCAGAGGAUUUAAGGAGUAAGCUAGGGAAAUGGGACCGCCUUGGCCAGUGGGGCAUGGGCCUCGAAGAGGGACAAAGAGGGGUACAAGAGCUGCAGGCGCCAGCGGUGGCUAAACCGCAAAGCCAAAGGUGAGUGGGAGAGGACAGCAGCCCUGAAGGAACCUUAGACAUCCUACGGGAAACUGGGGACCAAGUGGCCUUGACUUCACUGCCAAGAGAACUGGGAAAGCUCUUGGACUGGCCCAGUGACGUCCUGUGUGGAGUGGGUACAGGAAAAAUCCACUGUGAGAGGGGGUCAUGUGAGAGGAAGAUAGUACCCUGGCCACAGAGACUUAUCAGUUGCCCAGUACCAUCUUAGGAAGUGUGAACUGGAGUUUGACACUUGCCAUCAGCCUCUGCAUAGAUUAAAGCAUGAGCCACCGCAGCUGCCGACACACAACACCCCCUCAGCGGAGCUCAGUGAGCGGGGAGUGAGGCACUCUGUGCUCUGGGAAAACUGGAAGAGAGUCCAGGAUGUGAGUGUUCCAAACCAGGAUUCCUGCUCCUCCUCGGUACUCACUAGAGUCAUCUGUGACCUUCCUGCUGGGAGUAAAUCCAACUCUCUCCAAUUUUUGAGAACUGGGAAGAGCCACCCCGGGUGCCCAGCUGGGGUUCUGUGUCACAAAAGGAAAGUAUCACAGGGUUUGGAGAUGCCUGGCUCUGUGUGGUGCUGACAGACCCCAGGCCAGAACACAGCUGAGGGCAACACUGGGGUGGGUGGGGAGAAGCAGCCUCACCAGCAUUGCAGGCUCUCAGCCAGGCUGGGCAGCAUGUGAUCCAGGCAGCUGCUGAAGCAGCUUUCUAAGGUGUCACCUGGGCAUUCUUGGUCCUUAUAAAGUUCCAGAGCUGAUUCCCAUGCACAGUGGGGUGACAUUCCUAUGACAAGGCUUCCUGAUGCUUCCCCCCCAACCCAGGCUCCUGCUCGGGAGGGAAAAGCCAGAAGGAGAUAAGAGAGGGCUGUGUGGGAGGCUGAGAAUGAAUUCUGAUCCAUAGCUGUAGGGAGCCCAUGACCCAGACACCACUGGGUUGUGCUUGUCCAAACAAUAGUGUGUGUGUGUGUGUGUGUGUGUGUGUGUGUGUGUGUGUGUGUGUCUCAGAAGUGUCCAGGGAUGGACAUAGAGACAGAAGGAGAGGGGAAGGAGGGCACUGGGGAGGCAGGAACGAGAGGGGAGGGAGAGGGAGGGUCCUGGAGAGACCCCGCCCCCACCCACGCGACCCAGUGAAGUGCUCCUGCCCCAGGAGGAGGCCCAGCACAGAGGGAGGAAGGACAGCAGAGCUCACACCUCAGACAGCAGUGCUUGUGGGCCUUUCUGGAGCAGAAACUCUUCUCUCACAGGGAGGGACACAGCAGGCACCAGGCACCAUGGAGCCCCCCUCAGCCCCUGGCCACAGAGGGCAUGUCCCCUGGCACAGGCUCCUGCUGGCAGGCUCACUCCUAACCUUCUGGAACCUGCCCACCACUGCCCAGAUCACUAUUGAAUCAGUGCCCUUCAAUGCUGUGGAAGGGACAAGUGUUCUUCUACUUGUCCACAAUGUGACAGAGAAUAUCCUAGACUACUGCUGGUACAAAGGAGAAAGGGUAGAGACCAACCAGUUAAUCGCAUCAUGUAGAGUGGACGCUCAAGCAAAUACCCCAGGGCCUGCACAGAGCAGUCAAGAGACAAUCUACCCCAAUGGAUCCCUGCUGUUCCAGAAGGUCGCCCAGAGUGACACAGGAAACUACUACACCCUACUUGCCACAAAGAGAGAUAAUCAGACUGAAAGUGUGACUGGACAACUCCGUGUGUACCCGGUGUUACCCAGGCCCGUCAUCACCAGCAACAACCCCAACCUCGUGGAGCACAAGGACACUGUGGUGUUAACAUGUGAACCUGAGACUCAGCACACAACCUACAGGUGGUGGAUCAACAACCAGAGCCUCCCCAGCAGCACCAGGCUGGACCUGUCCAAGGACAACAGGACACUCGCUUUAGUCAGCAUCAAAAGGAAUGACGCAGGACCCUAUGAGUGUGAAACCCAGAACCCAGGGAGUGCCGCCUGCAGUGAUCCAUUCACCCUGAAUGUUAUCCGUGGACAUUAGAAGUUCCCAUCGUGGCACAGCAGAAAUGAA
Molecule: messenger RNA, 6056 nt
Organism: Sus scrofa (pig)
Lineage: Eukaryota; Metazoa; Chordata; Mammalia; Artiodactyla; Suidae
Source: RefSeq, a predicted model, not a curated record